This is a messenger RNA of Glycine soja, 1226 nucleotides long. RefSeq lists its product as uncharacterized. The transcript has 4 exons. The coding region runs from base 33 to 1226 and encodes 397 amino acids. The record is from RefSeq and is a predicted model, not a curated record. NCBI's taxonomy places the organism in Eukaryota, Viridiplantae, Streptophyta, Magnoliopsida, Fabales, Fabaceae.
AUGUGAAAGUUUUUCGUCGCAAGUUCGAUAUUAUGAAACGUCAUGAGUUUGUGUGGGAGCCUUACCCAUCAACCGUUAUGUCAUUCUUGCCUCCCGUUUGUUUAGUCGGAAGUCUCGCGUGGUACGCGGUGGUGCCACUAAUUUGUUUCCAAGUUAUUGAGUGGCACCAACCGGACAGAGUCUUGAGACAAUUUGGGAUGCAACAACCAGUUCCAGAGUCUCCUUCACAACCCCUAAACAUUCAUGGCAUAACAUUAAAGGGGAAACAUGACGAAAAUUGGGGGCAAUUGUUCGCCCCAAUGAUUCAGCAGUGGAAUAAUCGGCAUGCAUUUAGGGUCGACGCUUAUCCCCGACAAGAAGGCCUAUUGAGUUUUAACUCGGACUACAUGGUCUGGUAUAGGCGAAAGACAAAGAUGUUUGUUGACCCAGAAAAUGCAAAGACGGCUACAUUGGGUGAAGUUGCAGAGGCAUUACAAUACAUGGUGUCUCCUCAAGGGAGGAAAACAUGCACAUUUGAUGAUCUCGUGCCUUAUGUGGAAAAAAUUACAAUUUUAUCCGAAGAGCAAGAGAGAGUCACUGAGCCAGUGUCACAUGGUCCCGCAUCAGAGCGUCAAUUUCCCGCACAACAGUUUCACAUGCUUCAGUCAAGUAUUGAAACUCAGGGGAUAGACAGAAGAAGGGACACUGUUGAAGCGGAAGAAUAUUCCCAACAAAUGGCGGAGCGUGGCCAUGGAAUGUAUUACACGCCACAAACAUUUGCUGAGUAUCCGACACAGAUGUAUCAGUAUCCUUUUCAGGGUCAUGACACUGAUACUUCUGCAACCCAGCAAUCGUUCGGUGGUUUUGUGGAAACACAAGCUCAAUUUUCAUGGCCCACAAUGACCCCUUCACAGCAAUAUCAUGGGCCAAUUCCAACACCUAAUGCCCCGUUAGGAACACAAUGGAAUGUACCGGGACAAAUACCUAAUACAGGUGACUUAUUCGGUGUUGAUUUGCGUAACGCAUUUUCUGCGGAGGCUGACGAAGAAGAAGCGAGGAGUAUCUUCAAAUAUCACGUGAAGAUAGCUGGUUUUGUGCAGAGCCUAUCCCGCCUUUCGAGUUGGCGGGAUCCUCUCUCCCCUGCAUCUCUCCUAUCCCGCCAUCUCCAAGGGCGGGACACUUCUCUCUCUCCUGUUUUACCCCAUCCCGCCAUUGCUGCUGGCGGCACCCCUCCCCCUCUCUCCUAG